GAUUAAUUUGGGGAAACUUGACAUCUUAAUAGUAUUGAGUCCUCUCAUAGAAGAAUUUAUUAGUCUUCUUCAAUUUCUCUCAGCAAAUUUUGUGGUUAUCAAUGUACAGAUCUUGCCAUAUUUACUCCUAAGUAUUUCAUACAGGUGAUGUUAUUAUAAAUGUUUUUUUUUCAAUUUCCAAUUCUUUGUUAUUAGCAUAUAAAACACAAUAAUAUUUCUGUAUAUUGCUCUUGUAUCCUGCAAACUUGCUUAAAUCACUUGUAACUCUAUUAGCUCUUUUGAUUUUUUUUUUAAUGUUUUUAUUUAUUUUUGAGACAGAGAGAGACAGAGCAUGAGCAGGGGAGGGGCAGAAAGAGAGGAAGACACAGAAUCCAAAGCAGGCUCCAGGCUCUGAGCUGUCAGCACAGAGCCCAACACGGGGCUCGAACUCACGGACUGUGAGAUCACGACCUGAGCUGAAGUCGGAUACUUAACCGACUGAGCCACCCAGGUGCCCCUCUAUUAGCUCUUUUGUAGAUUCCACUGGAUUUUCUACAUAACCAGUCAAGUCGUCUAUAAAUAAGGACAGUUUUACUUCUUCCUUUUCAAUCUGGAUGCAUUUUGUAUUGAUUGUUGUACAUGCAAGAUUUUAAUUGUAGAGGUGACUGAGUGAUGACACAGAGCUAAUGCCAUUGAAGGAAAUUUUCUAUAAUUUUUAUUUCCUAAGAGAAGGGAAAACGCCAUGUCAUUAGAGGGCCACCUGGGGAAACACUAGAGGAGGUAGAGGCAAGAACAAGCAGAAAGCAUAGACCACAGACUUAAUCGUGUUUUCACCAGGCAAGACAUGGCAAAGAAGGGGAAACAGCUUAGGAUUGGUGGGCUUUGGGCUACAACUGCUAUCGCUAGUUGCCUGAAAUCCAGCACAGGGUUGACUCAGGGCAGAAGAAAUAUUGGCCUGGUGUGUGAAAGUGAGAUAAAGGAAGUGGUUUAGAGUAUGGGCCCCAUGGGUUAGUUUGCGUAUGAGAGACAUGCUCCUAGGAAAGCCCUUUGCAAGUUCUAAGAAUAGGCUAGCCUUGGGAGGGGCCAUCUCUCCCCAGACAGCAAGGCCACAAGUGCCAGAGCAUCAAGAAUGCAGACAAUUAAAAAAAAAAAAAGUUAAUACAAUUGCCAUGUGAUGAAUGAAUGCCAAAUACAUAAAUACAGAUUCUCAGAAAACACAGAACAAUUUUACCUAUUUGUCUUGCCUUAUUGCAUGAGCUAGAAUGUCCAUCACAAUGAAUGGGGGCAGUGAGAGCAGACCUCUUUGCCUUACUCCUGAUCUUGGGGGGAAAAGAGGAGCAGGGUGAGGUGCCAUGGACGGGGAAGGGACUGGAACAGUGACAGAUGUGGCCAAUGAAGAAGGGAGAACAGAAACUUAGUAGAACUUGGAGGAAGAUCUAAGGCCGUAUUCUCAAAUUGUGAUCCACAGCUCAUAGUCCUCACUCUGUCCCUGCUUCUGAUCACACUCCUGACCCCUCCCCCACAGCCACCUCCUGGGCUAAAAAGCUGCAUUUAGGCUCUGCCCAUCCAGGACAGGGAGGAUGCUACCAGGACAGGGAGGAUGAACAAACACAAAGACCACACACCAUCUGUGAGCAGAAAUCAUGUCUCCUAAUUUCAAGUCUCAUAGGGAUCCCACUGGGGCCAGGGGCUUGAACAUGGCAUGGAAUGUGCAGCUUGCAUCUAGGGAAAUCGUAUAUGGGAGAGGCAGGGCCUGAGGCACCCGGGCGACAGGUACUCUGCCAAAGUGACCCAGAGCCUGUUGAGUAAACAUGCCACGCUGCCCAACAGAAGGGGCUGGGGCACCCCCUAGUGGGGUCCAGCCCCCUCCUUGGGUGACCUGGCAAAGAAGAGACUGUCCAGCCAGGUUCCACAGCCAGGGAGGUAAGGUGGGGAUAAAAUUCAGGUGUUACCCCUCAGACAGGGCAGGUCACCCUCUAGAGGAACUGCCAAAAAGGCAGCCGGUCCCUUGUCCUCUCUUCUGUCCACCUUUCCAGCUGUCACCAUUCACCCAAAUGUCUUUCACAGCCCAGUGGACUCCAUGACAUUAAGGCUGCUUCCUGAUGGUGCCUCAGUUUCCUAUGGCGAAAAUAGAAAAACAACAAAUCCACCACCCAAUGUUGUAGGGCUGAAAAUGAGGCAAUGGAUGUUUAGGGCCUGGCUCAGAGAAGGGGAUUCCAUGAAAAUGCAGAACCUGUCUCCUGGGGCCUAGGAGGAAGUACAAGAAAUGCAGACACAGGGACAGGGCAGGGGCUGCCUGGAAGGCCCUGGGAGAAGCGUGGGGGAAAAUUAGGACUGAGGAAGCAACUGACAAAGGAAGCUGGUCUUCUUGCUUCGGCCUCCAGAAGAUGGGGCCACUUCCUGUGAUGAAAUCAUGUUCUCCAAUCCCCACCAUCUACUGAGUAAGCCAAUGCCAACCUCAUUCUGGGGAGGGAGGGAGCUGAGCCUCCUAAAACCAGCACAGAGAGUCACCAAUGGUCUCAGCCCCAGUAUCUCGUCCCCACCCACCAGCAGUCACAGGCUGGCAGUGCCCUCGAUUGGAGACAGUCCAGGGACCGUCCGGAGGGUGACUCAUUACUGUUCUGGGCCUUAUUUCCCCCCUGCUCAAGGAAGGCUCCCAAUUAGCCAGGGCUCUCACAGCUGUGGAGGGAAUGACCUAAGGAGCAUUAUAAAAAUACAGCCUCCUUGGGCUUACCCUCCAGAAGGGAGCCGAGGCCCAAGGUUGUGUGGUGCAACUUGGUGGGAGCAUCCAGAAGGAGCAGAAGGCUCUGUGGACGCAGCAAGACUGGAGUUUGAGUCCUGGACCUGCCUCGAAAGUCACGUGACCUGAGGCAGGGCUUCUCUGAGCCCUUGGUCUCCUCAUCUGUGGAGUGGAGGACAGAGGGGCCUGCCGAUCCAGUCUUGCCUCCUGUGGGUCAAGGCAUGGGCUCCAGAAGGCCCACCCUCACCUCUUAACCCCAGGGAUGGUGUGAGACUGCACAAAAGGAGCUGACCAGGGGAGGGAAGGAGCCUGGUAGGCCUGGGUCCUGGGCAGGGGAACCCCUGCUGGGAGGGAGAGCGGCCAAGUGCAAGUUGGGUGUCCUUGGUGCCCGGUGCUGGGGUCGAGGCCAUCUGAUCACCAGUGGGUCCCUCCUCCUUCCUCUGGGGAGGCAUUAGCUGGGCAGAGACUCAUGGCUGCUUGUCCUCUGGCUGGAAGAGCCAAACUGGUCCUGCUGCAGCCCCUUCACCUGGAUGACAGAAAGAGGCCAGGAGAUGCCGAGAGCCAGUGAGAAGGAGAGCUGGAGAGACAGAGACUGACUCCUGAGGAGAGGUGGCCAGGAGCUGAGAUGGAAGAGGCGAGGCCACAGAUGGCCAAGGUGUGGGGUGGCCAUGUGAAGAAAGGCCAUGAACUAUGGCCCUCCAUGUGAAGAAAGAAGUUGGGGGCCUUUCUCACGGCUCCUGUGCACUGACCACAAGGGAGGCGCUUUUGCAAUGUAGAAAAAGAAGAAACCAGAUUGAUAAAGGAAGUGCUGGGUACUCCGGGGGCCCGCGAGUUUGGGGAAGCUCACCCUCCCUUGCUCUUCCGAAGGAACCUGAUCCACGCUUUCCACGUUCCUCUGGACUCCCCGAGGAGGCACCUCUGUAGGGCCUGCCCUCUGGCCUUGACAGAGCUGCUUGGCUUCUCCUCUCCUGGGAGGAGAGUGAGACCAUGGGUCCGUCCCUGCUGCUGUCCCUGCUGCUGCUGCCGGCAUCUCUGCAGGCUGGCAGCUCAAAAGAAUGCAACCCAAACACUGACUUUGGGAUCAACCAACCAGCGUCUCUCUCAGCCCCCGAGGGUGGUUCCACCUGCAUCUCUUUCUCCUACUUCCACUGCUGGGAGUUAGCCAAGGAUCCCAGACUGAGUAUAGCCGUCAAACGGAGAGACUUCCAUGGAGAGGUCAUCUACAACAGCACCCAGCGUUUUAUCCAUAAGGAUUACAAGAACCGGAUCUCCCUGGACUUGAGAGAGGGUCAGAACUCCGGCACCCUGUGUAUACGGAACCUGCGGAAAGAAGAUGAGAAUAGGUACUUUUGCCAGGUCCAAGUGGCAACGCUAAGAGACGGCAAACAGGUGUGGCAGUCCAUCCCAGGGACCAAACUCACCAUUACCGGCGCUGCCCAGAUGACCACAAUCACCAAGGGCCCUACCACCACUGUCACCACCACCACAAGGGACAUGAAUAUGGAAACCAUGGUCAAGGUGGCACUGCCCAUUGCUGUGUUCAAAACUGCAAUUUUGGGACUGGUUGUCUACCUCUGGUGGAAGAGAAGCAAAGGAUGAAGUGCAGGAUGACAGCAGCAUCCUCUAUGCCUCCUUCACCCUCUGCAGCUCCUC
Messenger RNA from Acinonyx jubatus (cheetah), 4372 nucleotides. RefSeq names its product paired immunoglobulin-like type 2 receptor beta. Lineage: Eukaryota; Metazoa; Chordata; Mammalia; Carnivora; Felidae. The transcript is spliced from 4 exons. The record is from RefSeq and is a predicted model, not a curated record. Gene Ontology annotation, molecular function: MHC class I protein binding. The coding region runs from base 3707 to 4318 and encodes 203 amino acids.